Ustilaginoidea virens is the source of this 1725-nucleotide messenger RNA. RefSeq lists its product as uncharacterized. Bases 1 to 1725 code for a protein of 574 amino acids. Gene Ontology annotation, cellular component: eukaryotic translation initiation factor 3 complex; cytoplasm. NCBI's taxonomy places the organism in Eukaryota, Fungi, Ascomycota, Sordariomycetes, Hypocreales, Clavicipitaceae. Gene Ontology annotation, biological process: translational initiation. The record is from RefSeq and is a predicted model, not a curated record. The transcript has 3 exons. Gene Ontology annotation, molecular function: translation initiation factor activity.
AUGGCCGACUCUCUAGAUUACCUCAAGAUUUGCGACAGCUGCCCAGCCGGCGACGGUUGGGGCCCCUCCGUGACCUCGGAAACCACCUUGGACGGUGUGCCCUAUGCGCCAUUCUCCAAAGGCGAUAAACUCAGUCGGAUGGCCGACUGGACCGCCGAGGGAAAAGACCGCGAUCGAGGCCGGAACCAGUACAACAGAAACUACAGAGACCAACAAGCCUACGGUGCCAGUCAUGCCGUCUCCUUCAACGCCCCCCCGGCCGAGGACGAAUCGUCCUUCUCCAUUGUCAGCAACACCAGAGACUCGACCAAGUCGCGAUACGGCCGAGGAGCCGUCUUCACCCGGGGUGGACGUGGCCAGCGCGGCGGACGUGGUGAUGCUCGUGGCGGCCGAGGCCAGUUCCAGCGAGUAGGAGGGCAAAGGCAGGGCUACGACCGAGGGGCCCGAUCCAACGCCGGCACUAGAGGUCGCCGCUUUGGCUGGAAGGACUACGACAAGCCCACCCGCAACCGCGACGCCAGUGUCAACAUCAAGGCCGACUGGGAGCUCUUGGAAGAGAUUGAUUUCAACAGACUCGCGAAGCUGAACCUGGACGCGGACGACGGCGAGGACCUUGACGAUUACGGCUUCCUCUACUACUACGACCGCUCGUUCGACAAGCAGCCUGUCAAAGGUGCCGAGAAGAAGCUGACGGCUAUUGACCGUGCCGCCUACAACGUCACCACGUCCGCGGAUCCAGUCAUCCAGGAGCUGGCCGAGAAAGACGAGGCCACCAUCUUCGCCACCGACAGCAUCCUUUCCAUGCUCAUGUGCUCCCCUCGUUCCGUUUAUCCCUGGGACAUUGUCAUUGUGCGCCAGGGCAACAAGAUCUUCCUCGACAAGCGAGACAACGCCACCCUGGACAUGGUCACCGUCAACGAGAACGCCGCGGAUGCCCCUCUGGAUGCUGCCGAUGGCGGCAAAGAGGGUGUCAACCAGCCUAAUGCUCUUGCCGAGGAAGCCACCUACAUCAACCACAACUUUGCCAACCAGGUUGUCAACGAGAGCGAGACCUCCAAGGUGGAGAUGAGCCACGCCAACCCUUUCUACAACUCCUCCGAAGAUACCGACCCCCCGGCCAGCAAGGCAUACAAGUACAGGAGAUUCGACCUCUCCACAAACGACGAGGAGCCGGUGUACCUGGUUGUCCGUACCGAGGUCGAUGCCGUUCAGAAGAGUGCUGUUGGCGGCGAAGACCAGCUCGUUACCAUCCGGGCCCUCAACGAGUUUGACAGCAAAGCCCAGGGUAGCGGUGGUGCCCUCGACUGGAGAAGUAAGCUCGUCACCCAGCGUGGUGCCGUGGUGGCUACCGAGAUGAAGAACAACAGCUGCAAGCUAGCCAGAUGGACAGUCCAGAGCAUCCUGUCCAAGUCCGACAUCAUGAAGCUCGGCUUCGUGUCCCGUGUCAACCCUCGUUCCAACGACAAGCACGUCAUCCUCGGGGUAGUUGGCUGGAAGCCUCGCGAUUUCGCCAACCAAAUGAACCUGUCCCUUUCCAAUGGCUGGGGUAUUGUUCGCACCAUCGCCGACAUGUGUCUGAAGCGCGAGGAAGGCAAGUUUGUCCUGGUCAAGGACCCCAACAAGUCCAUCCUCCGUCUAUACGAGGUUCCUGCCGGCAGCUUUGACGAUGACGACGACAACGAAGAUGAGCAGGAGGAAGUGGAGAAGGGCGAGGACAAUGAGUAG